Diabrotica virgifera virgifera (western corn rootworm) is the source of this 1997-nucleotide messenger RNA. Its product is annotated as zinc finger protein 227-like. Bases 48 to 1748 code for a protein of 566 amino acids. The transcript has 2 exons. The record is from RefSeq and is a predicted model, not a curated record. NCBI's taxonomy places the organism in Eukaryota, Metazoa, Arthropoda, Insecta, Coleoptera, Chrysomelidae.
UGACAGUUCGUUAGAAAUACCGAAAGUCGAAAGAUAUAAAAUUUAACAUGGAAGUAAAACAAGAAAUUAGUGAAGAAAAGUGUAAAAUAGAAAUAGAAUAUAAUAACUUGGAUGUGGAUGAUGCUCUUUUGGGUGGCUUUCAAUAUGAAAUGAAGGAGGAAUCAAAUAGUCAAAGUUCACAUGACACAUACGAUUAUUUAGAUGUAAAGGAAUGUCCAAUAAAAACUGAAAUGAAGCAAUAUGAAGAAAAUAAAAAAAGUGAAGAAGGUUAUCCCCAAGAGAACAAAUUGGAAAUUAUGGAGACACAUAAACAUUCAUCUUAUGAAGGAAAUUAUACGAGUCGACACGAUGAAGGAAAACCAUUAAAUCAAAAUAUGGAACUUGCAACGGGACAAAGACCUUUUAAGUGCGAAGUUUGUUUUAAACAGUUUAGCCGAGCAAAUAAUUUGAAAGCACAUUCAAGAGUACACACUGGAGAAAAGCCUUACCAGUGCGAGAUUUGUUUUAAGCAAUUUCGUCAAGCAGUUCAAUUGAAAGGACAUUUGAGAGUGCACACUGGAGAUAAACCGUACAAGUGUGAAAUUUGUUUUAAGCAAUUUAGUCGGGCAAGUGAUUUGAAAAUACAUUUGAGUGUACACAUUGGAGAAAAACCAUACAAGUGCGAGGUUUGUUUUAAGCAAUUUAGUACAGCAGGCAGUUUGAAGAAACAUUUGGGAUUACACACUGAAGAAAAACCUUACAAGUGCGACAUUUGUUUUAAGCAAUUUCGUCAAUCAUAUGAUUUGAAAGGACAUUUGAGAGUGCACACUGGGGAAAAACCUUAUAAGUGUGAAAUUUGUUUUAAGCAAUUUAGUCAAGCAGGUCAUUUGAAAAGACAUUUGAGAGUUCAUACUGGGGACAAACUUCAUAAGUGUGAAAUUUGUUUUAAGCAAUUUUGUCAAGCAGGUCAAUUGAAAGGACAUUUGAGAGUGCACACUGGAGAAAAACCUUACAAGUGUGAGAUUUGUUUUAAGCAAUUUAGUCACAAAAAUGUUUUGAAACAACAUUUGAGAGUACACACUGGAGAAAAACCUUACAAGUGCGAGGUUUGUUUUAAGCAAUUUAGUACAGCAGGCAAUUUGAAGAAACAUUUGGGAGUACACAUUGGAAAAACCCCUAAAAAAGUGCUAAACAAGUGCAAGAUUUGUUUUAAGCAAUUUAGUAAAAAAGAUUAUUUUAAAAUACAUUCAAGAGUUCACACAGGAGAAAAACCUAAUACGUGCGAGAUCUGUUUUAAGGAAUUUAGUACAGCAGGCAGUUUGAAGAAACAUUUGGGAGUACACACUGAAGAAAAACCUUACAAGUGCGACAUUUGUUUUAAGCAAUUUCGUCAAUCAGAUGAUUUGAAAGGACAUUUGAGAGUGCACACUGGGGAAAAACCUUAUAAGUGUGAAAUUUGUUUUAAGCAAUUUCGUCAAGCAGGUCAUUUGAAAAAACAUUUGAGAGUGCAUACUGGGGACAAACCUCAUAAGUGUGAAAUUUGUUUUAAGCGUUUUAGUGAUGCAAGUAAUUUGAAAGGACAUUUGAGAGUCCACACUGGAGAAAAACCAUACAAGUGUGAAAUUUGUUUUAAGCAAUUUAGUCACAAAACUGUUUUGAAACAACAUUUGAGAGUACACACUGGAGAAGAACCGUACAAGUGCGAGGUUUGUUUUAAGCAAUUUAGUACAGCAGGCAGUUUGAAGAAACAUUUAGGAGUACACACUUAAAAAACCCCUAAUAAGUAUGCGAGAUUUGUUUUAAGCAAUUUAGUAAAGCAGAUUAUUUGAAAAUACAUUUAAUAGUGCACAGAGGAGAAAAAGCUAAUACGUGCGAGAUCUGUUUUAAGGAAUUUAGUACAGCAGGCAGUUUGAAGAAACAUUUGGGAGUACACACUGAAGAAAAACCUUACAAGUGCGACAUUUGUUUUAAGCAAUUUCGUCAAUCAGAUGAUUUGAAAGGACAUUUGAGAGUGAACA